CCCUAAUUAUUGUCCUGCAGGACAGCUGAUCUAUUUCAAACAGGAAGCUGUUUACAGAUAACACUUGCAACUGUUUUGUCUGAUUUGUUGAACUGUCGAAAAGCAAAAGACAACCUCUUUUCAAAUUAAAAACUGUCAGACUUCUGUAAACAGCAGCAAUGAGGUUCAUCUGUGCAGUGUCCCUGCAGGCACAGAGCGUUGUGCAGCUCCCAUUCUCUAAGCAGCCAUAAGGAGUCAGUGACCUGUAAGUGCUCAUUAUGAAGAGAGAUCUGGUUUUCUUGGUGACUCUAAUUAGCCUUGCCUUCCUGUCGCUGCUAAGGUCUGGAUAUCCUCAACACAUUGCAGAGGAGUCCUGCUCUGUUCAGAUUCUUGUUCCAGGCCUCAAAGGGGAGGCUGGAGAAAAGGGAGAGAAAGGUGCUCCAGGUCGUCCAGGCAGAGUUGGACCUCCAGGAGAAAAAGGAGAAAUGGGUGACAAAGGACAGAAAGGCAGCAUAGGACGGCAUGGAAAAAUUGGUCCUAUUGGUUCAAAAGGUGAAAAAGGAGAUAAUGGUGACAUAGGACCACCAGGUCCUAAUGGUGACCCAGGCAUCCCUUGUGAGUGCAGUCAGCUAAGGAAGGCUAUUGGCGAAAUGGAUAUUCAAGUAGCCCAGCUGACGACAGAACUAAAAUUCAUAAAAAAUGCACUGCCCUCCCCCGCAGCUGUCGCCGGCGUGCGUGAGACGGACAAUAAGAUCUACCUGCUGGUCAAGGAGGAGAAGAGGUACAAGGAAGCGCAGCUCUACUGCCACGGACGAGGAGGGACGCUGAGCAUGCCCAAGGACGAGACUGCCAACAACCUGAUCGCCUCCUACAUCAGCCAAGCCGGGCUCACCCGGGUCUUCAUCGGGAUCAACGACCUGGAGAAGGAGGGGAAUUUCGUCUACUCGGACCGGUCGCCCAUGCAGACCUUCAACAAGUGGCGCAGCGGGGAGCCCAACAACGCCUACGACGAGGAGGACUGCGUGGAGAUGGUGGCGUCCGGAGGCUGGAACGAUGUGGCCUGCCACAUUACCAUGUACUUCGUCUGCGAGUUUGACAAGGAAAAUGUCUGAGCUGCUCUGCUCUUUCUUUACUCCAGGAAAAGUGUUUAAGGCGGUUGUACGAGUUACUCCGCGUUUAUAGAGUGCAAGUGUAGUUUUGCAAGGAUGCAGCGUCGGAGUUGUACAGCUGUAAAUACAGUUUAGGUAUUUCGAAUAUCAGAAUUUACCCUUCAGAAGGGAGGAGCAGUAAUAAGGCAUAGUUCGGUUGGCUUUUUUUUAAUGUAGGAAAAUAUAUCUAUUUAGAUAAAAAUGUGCUUUUGGGCCAAAUUUUGCCCUUACAACAGUUAACAAAUGUGAUUACAUGAUUGUAAGGGAAGGCAGAAUUUGGCCUCUAGUGCUUAGAAUGGUUAUAAUUAGAUUCCUGAUAUUCUUUUACCUUAGUAAAAUUUUUAGUUAUAAGUGCUAAUUACUGGUAGUGCUACAGGGAUAUUUUGGCAACAAGACGAAUAUUUUGUAUACUCAAUUUAAUAAGUGCAAAUAUUGCUGUUUUUUGAAUGCUACAACUCUUUUAUAUAUUUUUUUUUAAAUAGCCAAAGCAAACCAAAAAGUCAUGAUUCCUACCAAUUUUGUAAUACUUCUUUAUUAAACUGUUCACAGAUUAAUGGCCAAGAAGCAUUUAAGUAAACUCAAUUUUAGUGCUGAGGGAGGACAAAGUCUAGUGAAAGGUGUCCCUGCCUAUGGCAGGAGGGUGGAACUAAGUAAUCUUUAAGGUCUCUCCCAACUCAAAUUAUUCUAUGAUUCCAUGAUUCUGUGCUGUGAAAACUCUUAUAA
Messenger RNA from Ficedula albicollis (Collared flycatcher), 1850 nucleotides. RefSeq names its product collectin subfamily member 11 (gene COLEC11). Lineage: Eukaryota; Metazoa; Chordata; Aves; Passeriformes; Muscicapidae. The coding region runs from base 258 to 1091 and encodes 277 amino acids. The record is from RefSeq and is a predicted model, not a curated record. The transcript is spliced from 7 exons.